AUGGUGGCAGCGCGGUGGUCGCAGGCUCGCAGCAGGCGGGGAGACGGUGCGACGAGGGCAAGCAGAGAGAAUGAGGAAGAGGAGGGUGAUGGUGCUCCAAUGGAUGAGUGCUUGACAGGAGAUAGAAAAUGGAGUGAACGCUUAAGAGCUAAUAUGAACGAGGGUGAUGGAGCAUUACCUACUUCUUUGUUAAAUUCAGUUACAGAGAUUAAUCAUUCAACUAGUAGUGUUGUUACUGAUUCAACUAGUAAUGAUGAUACUUCAAGCCUCAUCAACUCACCUAGGGUGUGUUACUCCCCUAAAGGAUCCAAGGAGUGCAUUGCAGGCUGUUUGCAUCAUCUUAAACCUAGUGUGGGUAUGAUUUUUGAUUCUUUAAAAGAGGCUGAACUUUUUUAUAAAGUUUAUGCUGCUCAAUGUGGUUUUCAAGUGCGCAAUGGGACUGAUAAAAAGGGAAAACAAACUGUUGGAAAAGAAAUUGUUGAAGUGAUACUUCUCAAAUAUUUGCUUUGUACUAAGCAAGGUUAUUUUCAACCCAAGCCUAGAAAUCAGGAUGCUGAGUGUAGUCAAACGCAGAAAAGAAGUGUGUCCUGUUCUGGUUGCUCUACUUGUAUUCGGUUACGGUAUAGUUCUGGUGGUAAAUAUGUGAUUUAUUGUUUUCAUGAGGGCCAUUCUCAUCCUUUUUUAACCCCGAGCUCUAUACCCUUUACUAAAGAGUCCAGGCAGUUGACUCAGGUGCAAAAGCAAUAUAUUUUUAAUAAUGCCAAAGUGAAUAUAGGGCCUGUUAAGUCCUAUAGGAUGAGUAAAGAACAUUGUGGAAGUUAUAACAAUGUUCGUGGUACCAAAACUGAUUUUAAAAACUUUUAUCGUGAUUUGAAAGUUUAUAUAGGCGAUAAAGAUGCGUUUAUGUUCAAGGAAAAUUUUGAGAGGAAAUGCAUGGGUAAUUGUGAACCUUAUUGUUUGCUCACGGAUCAAGAUCCUGCUAUGUCAAUUGCUAUAGAGAAAGUGUUUAAAACGACUAAACCGCGUUUAUGUAUGUGGCAUAUAAUGCGUAAGGUGCCUGAUAAAGUUGGCCCUGUUCUUUGCAGAGAAACUGAUUUUUUGAAGAAGUUAAAUGCAGUGAUAUGGGAUUCUGAUUUGGAUCCAACUGAGUUUGUAUCCGGCUGGGAAGCUGUGAUGAAAGAAUUUAGUUUAGAAAAUCAUGAUUGGCUUAGUUAUAUGUUUAAGAUCAAACAUAAAUGGAUCCCAGCUUACUUUAGAGAUCUUUUUAUGGGUGCCUUGUUGCGAGUUACUUCUCGUUCUGAAGGGGAAAACAAUUUCUUUUGUCAUUUUACAAAUCCACAUGUCACUUUAGUUGAGUUUUCUCUACGUUAUGAUAGCGCGCUUGAUGCCCAAAGACAUGAACAAGAUGAGUUGGUUAAGAAAUCCAAAAAUCUUCCUUCACUUGUUACUCCUUUACAAUUAGAAAAGCAUGCAUCGUUGUUUUAUACACAUGCACUUUUUUAUGAAUUUCAACAAGAAUGUGAGGCAGCAUGUUUUGCAUGUGGUAUAGAGAGUUGCAAUUCAUGUUAUGGUGAUGGUGAAGAGUUUUCUGUUGUUUAUGAUAAUGAGAGGCGCAAGAAUUAUGAUGUUAUUUUUGACACGAGUUCUAAUGAUAGUACAUGCAGUUGUAGAAAGUUUGAGAGUGAAGGGAUAUUGUGUAGACUUAUCUUGUUUAUAAUAAAGGGCAAGUUCUUAUGUGAAAUUCCAUCUAAAUAUUUGUUGCGUCGUUGGUCAAAAGAUGCCCUUAAGCAACCAAUGUCUAAUUUCGUAGGUUGGUCAUUUGUGGAAGAUUCUUCAAGGAGUGAUAGAAAAAAACAACUUCUCUCUGAUUGUUGGUCUAAAAUGUUUUCUUGUGUGAGUUUGGCCGAGGACACAGAAGAUAAUUUUUUUGAAUUAGUUGAGAAAUUAAGUGUGUUUGAGGAGGAAUUGAAGAAAAAGAAGUGUGGUGAAGGCGAGGCAACUAGGAAAGACCAAACUGCUUCUGAUGCUGAUAUACUUGAGCUACUUGUUGGCUCAAAGUCUGGGGAGGUUGAUGUUCUCCCUCCUAAUGUUUGUCUUACCAAGGGAUCUGGAAGAAGUUCCAAGAGGCUAAAGAGUGCGAAAGAGAAAGCAGUUGAAGUGAAUACCACUGCAAAGAAGGGACGUACAUGCAAAGCUUGUGGCCAGUCAGGGGAUCUUAGGAUGAACCAAGUCCAACCAAAUGACAGUGGGUACUGCUGA
This is a messenger RNA of Spinacia oleracea (spinach), 2259 nucleotides long. RefSeq names its product protein FAR1-RELATED SEQUENCE 1-like. Bases 1 to 2259 code for a protein of 752 amino acids. NCBI's taxonomy places the organism in Eukaryota, Viridiplantae, Streptophyta, Magnoliopsida, Caryophyllales, Amaranthaceae. The record is from RefSeq and is a predicted model, not a curated record. The transcript is spliced from 5 exons. Gene Ontology annotation, molecular function: zinc ion binding.